AUGCUUGGCCCGGUCGCAUACAACCAGAGUGCUAAAACACAUACAAAGUCUGGUAAAUCAGACAAAUCAAAGGUGUUAGAUGAGAAGAGUUCAUCUACAGGCCCGGCAUGUGGAAAGGUUGUAGAGGAGAAGAAACGGGAUGCCGAGAAAAGAAGUCUUGAUAAGCUGCGUCUGCAUGCCGACGCUAGGCACGGCACCUCGGCUAAGCAUCUCUGCCACACGUGCGGGUUCGUCUGCCGAGCCCCGUCCGUCUUCCACCGACACGUGGCGACACACGGCGGCGGCGGCGCGCACUCCUGCCACGCAUGCGCGUUCACGUCGCGCACGCCCGCCGCGCUGCUACGUCACCACGCGCGCGAUCACGUGCCGCGACAGCAGCACCCUCUCUCGGCCGACGACGACGAUGUGGAGCGGUUCUGGCGCUACGAGAGUGCGCAUGCGCAGCCGUACCGCUGUCUCGUCUGCACGUACGCGUGCUGCUUCAAGCACAACGUGCGUCUGCACGUUAAGCGGCAUUUCAACAUCCGGGAACACGCGUGCACGCGCUGCGAUAAGCGGUUCGUGAGUAGUGCCGCCGCGCAUGCGCACGAGCGACAGACGCACUACAAGCUGCACGCGUACGUCUGCUGUUACUGCGACUUCUCCAGUCCUUACUGGCGCACCGUGGACCAGCACAAGAAACGGCGACACGGGGGUGGGCAGGCAGUGCAGGUAGCAGAGACACCGCAGUCAACAGACUAG
This is a messenger RNA of Priapulus caudatus, 741 nucleotides long. Its product is annotated as transcriptional repressor CTCFL-like. The transcript has 3 exons. Lineage: Eukaryota; Metazoa; Priapulida; Priapulimorpha; Priapulimorphida; Priapulidae. The record is from RefSeq and is a predicted model, not a curated record. Gene Ontology annotation, molecular function: RNA polymerase II transcription regulatory region sequence-specific DNA binding; DNA-binding transcription factor activity, RNA polymerase II-specific. Bases 1 to 741 code for a protein of 246 amino acids. Gene Ontology annotation, biological process: regulation of transcription by RNA polymerase II. Gene Ontology annotation, cellular component: nucleus.